This is a messenger RNA of Homalodisca vitripennis (glassy-winged sharpshooter), 473 nucleotides long. RefSeq lists its product as uncharacterized. Lineage: Eukaryota; Metazoa; Arthropoda; Insecta; Hemiptera; Cicadellidae. The transcript has 4 exons. The record is from RefSeq and is a predicted model, not a curated record. The annotation marks the transcript as partial. Gene Ontology annotation, molecular function: calcium ion binding.
GUUACUCUUUGAGUAAUACAAUUUAACCUUAAUCAUACAAUUUACCUGUUUGAGUUUAGGCCUAUAUUAGGAAAAUUUUGGUGGUAUAAAUUUAGUAUAAUGUGUGAAAAUUCAGAAGAAGAAAUAUUGGAAAUGCUGAAUAGCAUCUUUACAAAAUGUGAUAUCGAUGGUAAUGGAUUUGUAGACAUAAACACACUUAUACAUUUCCUCACUUGUCAAGAUUCUACGUGGCAAAAAGAUAAAACCAUUGAAGAAGAAUUCCGCAAAGUUCUGUGUUGUAAUGGAUUAAACCAAAGAAUUUCCAAAGAUCAUUUCAUCACAUCAUUGCUAGGCUGUAUAAAAUUAAAAACCCAAUCAUUUGAAGAAAACCACUACAAUGAGAAUCCUAAUCAGGAAGUUUCUGCAGAACAAUCUCCAGAAAUUGUGUUUGCCAGUGUGACAAAUAAUAUCAUCAAUUCUGAAGUUUUGCUUUG